AUGAUUGAAGCGAAAAGGAAAGGUCGGUUGUAUCCAGCCUUUAGCCUAAACGGCUCCGAAGGCGAAAUAAAAAAUUCGCCAUAUCAUCAAAGAUCGUUACAAAGGCGAAGAAAUAAUAAUCACACAUAUCAAGAACCAAAUAAUUAUCGUUCGCCUAGUCCGAUCGAUCAACAGCAGCAACAGCAACAACAUCAGCACACUUAUCAGCAGCCAUUUUGCUCUCCACCGCCUACUUUACAUCAAAAUUCUAUCGGUGGCGGUUACACGGAAUCAUCUUCAAAUUCCGACAAUGCGUCAGAUGCGACAUUAACGGAUUCCGAACUUGUACUCGCGAGGGAUUCGACUCUUGUCGUGCGUAACGAACUUGCGUUAAACGACACUAAUGAUUUUUUUUAUAGCGUAAAAACGGUACUCGAAGCUGUUGCGCUAUAA
Pediculus humanus corporis (human body louse) is the source of this 432-nucleotide messenger RNA. RefSeq lists its product as uncharacterized. Lineage: Eukaryota; Metazoa; Arthropoda; Insecta; Psocodea; Pediculidae. The transcript has 3 exons. The record is from RefSeq and is a predicted model, not a curated record. Bases 1 to 432 code for a protein of 143 amino acids.